Molecule: messenger RNA, 1359 nt
Organism: Cynoglossus semilaevis (tongue sole)
Lineage: Eukaryota; Metazoa; Chordata; Actinopteri; Pleuronectiformes; Cynoglossidae
Exons: 13
Coding region: 253-1359 (368 amino acids)
Biological process (GO): adenylate cyclase-activating G protein-coupled receptor signaling pathway
Molecular function (GO): G protein-coupled receptor activity
Source: RefSeq, a predicted model, not a curated record
UUCUUUUUGUGCAGAGCUCUUAGUCUGUGUAGGUCACAUACGAGGUUGACAGUGUCCCAUGUUCAUACUGAGACUAUUUGUCUUUUCCAGUGUGCUGUUUGGUUACUCAACAUUUGACGCUUGGAAGCGAGAGGAUAAAAGAACUCAGGUCUCAGGCUGAUGAGACAGGCAGCAUGGGAUUUUAGAGACUUACUGUCAACAUUAUGGGACCUUCCCUGUAUAAUACAGUAAAGAGGACCAGCCAUUGAAGGAAUGGCCAGAGCUAGGAAUGUCCUGAGCGUCUGUGCCCUUCUCUUCACUCUCGUUGUUUUCCAAACACUGGUUUCACCGGAACUUGAAGAAGACGAACCUUUUCUACCUCAAUCCAGACAGAAGAGAAGUGAACCGCUUUCUCCUUUGGAGUAUGACGUGGUGGUGGAGCUGAAUUUGACGGAUGUCGGUGCAGUACAACACCUGAGGACCCUGUUCAGCAGCAACAGCAGCAGCUUGAACCUAACUUUGACUCCACUCAUAUUUGUGUCAGACAUUCACAUGACCACAGUGUGUUACCCAAAUGGCACCAGCUACCAGUGUAGAUGUGAGGAUCAAUACGUUUGGUCCUACAACAACUGCGUCACAUAUGGCGCCUGUGAUGAGAUUACAGACGGCGCGUGCACGUGUAUCAGUGACCUCCCUUCCAAUGGGCAGUAUUGUCAACCAAAGACAGUCGAGCAGACGUACGAGUACAUAGUCGAAGUGGAGAUUAGCGCCAGCAACAUUGAACUGUUGGAACAAAUCCGGCAAGCUUUGACAAACAUGGUUUUCCCCGUGGAGCUGAACGACAUGAUCAACAUCACACAAAUUGAAGUUAUAUUCGUUGUGCCUGAAAUUAUCUACGAAUAUGAGGUUUUCAUUGAGGUGAACACGACAGACGCAGAUGAGCUGAAAAACAUCCUGAAUGGUCUGACCUUCCCGGUUCAAAUCAGCCCACACAUCAACGUCUCAGACCUCAACAUAACAACAGUCUGCAUCCAGGACGAUGCUGGAAUCCAGUGUCGCUGUGAAGAAGACUACAUCUGGCCCUGUGACACCUGUGCUGUGUUUGAACCCUGUGACCACGAACCCGACAACACCUGCAGCUGCAUCAGAGCUAAUUCCACAGAUGGACAAUACUGUCAGUCAAAACAGGGUCAAAAUUUAACAGCGUGUUUUCCCACAACUCCAAUACCAACAACAACGACAGUGGAAACGUCUGUAGCGUCUUCAACCUCAUUGGACACGACAGACACAACAACAUCCACAACUUUAGCACCAAGUGUGACUGGUACGUACUUAAAUAUCCUUCAUUUUUUAAAUGAUCUGUCAUUUACAAAAUGCUGA